Messenger RNA from Aureobasidium musti, 1938 nucleotides. The record is from the annotation of a GenBank genome assembly. NCBI's taxonomy places the organism in Eukaryota, Fungi, Ascomycota, Dothideomycetes, Dothideales, Saccotheciaceae.
AUGCUGUCCAAGAGCUUCUCGGAACUGUUAUGGCGGCGAUCCGCAUUGUCGUCAGCUGCUUUCCGCUGUGCUAGAACAAUCUCGACCAACAGAUUAGCCUCUCUACCACACACUCCUCUGUUCGAAGCUAUUAAGUCGCAUGAUCCAGAGAGCUCGGCCGUAAUUCACUCCCUGUCAGGCCGUCAAUUCAGCUAUGGUUCACUCCUGAAAGACGUUGCAAUCGCCAAACAACGACUUGCCAAUGACGCUGGUAGAGAUGCUGAAGCCUUGCAAGGCGAGCGCAUCGCUUUCUUGGUCGAGAAUAGCUAUGACUAUGUAGGUGCGCUGACCUCCUGUUUCUUUUUCUCUUUGAUUUCCCCUUCUACUCUCUCCUUGUGCCCUUCUUCUUGCCGGUCCUUCUGGGUGAGACCGAUUGCUGAGGCAUGUGGUCAACANGUGACGCUACUCGCCAUUCUAGGGACCAAUGCCAUUGCCGUACCGCUAUCGCCUGCCUUCCCAUCUGGAGAACUGAGAUAUAUCCUCGAUCAGAGUGGUGCGCUUAUGCUGGCUGCCUCUUCGAAGUUUGCGACCAAGGCCGAUGAUGUUCUGGAUGGCGAGCUCGAGAAGAAGCCCAUUCUGUCGCGUUGGGAGAAGAUCGUGGAAGGCAGCAAGAUCAGUCAAGAUGUGGUUCUUGAGGAUAUGAAAGAGGACAAGGGUGGCAUGAUGUUGUAUACCAGUGGCACGACCAACAGACCUGUGAGUCUUCUCAGUCGUCGCGAAACAACCGAAGUCCUGACAAUCAACAGNAAAGGAGUGCUACUCCCGCAAUCCACUCUCAUGGCUCAGGCAAAGUCCCUCUCCGAAGCAUGGCACUACUCGCCAAACGACCACUUCCUUCACGUCCUGCCUCUUCACCACAUCCACGGCACAGUCAACGCUCUCUUGACACCCCUGCUUGCUGGCAGCACUAUCGAAUUCCUCUUUCCCUUCACAGUCGAUUCUGUCUGGUCACGACUUGCAGCACCCUUCCUUCCAGCCACAUCCGAGCCGACGAANAAGCCAAUUUCCUUCUUUACUGUCGUACCUACAAUCUACAACAGACUGCUACAGUCACACAACACUCUUAGCCCAGAAAUGCAAAAGGCAACGAAAGAAGCUCUGGACCCGAAAAACAUGCGCCUGAAUAUCAGUGGCUCAGCAGCUCUGCCAACGCCUACAAAACAAGCUUGGACAGAGUUGAGCAAUGGCAACGUACUUCUUGAACGUUACGGCAUGACGGAAGUAGGCAUGGCUCUUUCAUGCGGUCUGGCGAACGAGGAUCGAGUAGAUGGAAGUGUAGGUUGGCCGCUGCCAUCCGUUGAAGCUCGUCUGGUCGACCUCGACACAAAAGCCGUAAUUCAGCCUGGCGAAGAACUCGAUGCGAACGGAAAAGAACGUAGUGGAGAGAUUCAGCUGCGUGGACCCACCAUCUUCAAGGAGUAUUGGAAUAACCCUACAGCUACAGCAAAAGAGUUUACUGAAGACGGCUUCUUCAAAACUGGCGAUGUGGCCGUUCGAAGAAAUGUACCUUCUGCAGGCAAAGGCGCAUCAGGAGAAUGGGCACAAGGACCAAUGUACUUCAUCCUCGGCCGUCUCUCAGCCGACAUCAUCAAAGUCGGUGGCGAGAAAGUGUCAGCUCUGGAAGUAGAAAGAGAGAUGCUGUCACUACCUGCAAUCUCAGAAUGUGCCGUAGUAGGCCUGCCAUCCGAGACUUGGGGUCAAAAACCAGCUGCAGUGGUUGUAUUGAGCGAACAAGGCAAGACUGCGGGCAAAGGUGGAAAAGCAUUUGGUGCUAUGGAUUUGAGAAGAGGCUUGAAGGAUAAAAUGGCUGCGUUCAAGAUUCCUCAAGAGUUGAAGGUGGUGGAAAGUAUUCCUAGGAAUGCGAUGGGCAAGAGUAAGUUUUGUUUGUUGUUUCCAUGA